CAAGGUUCUCCCUCUUCUUGGGAAAUGACUCUGCACUAGCUAAGCAAGGUUCUUAUUUGCAGCUGUGUUGGCCCAGACAUUUACGAAGACAAAAGAAAGGCUUAACACUGUGGAGUUUCCAUGGACAGAUUUGAUGUGACCAGCACAGCGGGAGACAUGGAAGCUCAGAACAUGAAACUAAAAAAGUACUCGCCAUUCAGUCUUGGAAAGUUUCACAUUUCAGAAGAUUAUGGCUUUCUUCUCCCAGAUCCCCUGAAAGAACUUUCCCAUUACUACAUGCCCUGGAUGGAAAUAGCUAGUAAUUUGCCACUCUUGAUUGAGAGUCAUCAGCUCCGAGCUACAGUGGAUGAGAUGCCCCUACUAAGCUGUCACCUCCUGAAAGAUCAUCGAGAACAAUGUUUGGCCCACCUGCUGCUUAGUUUUAUUACCAUGGGAUAUGUCUGGCAGGAAGGAGAGAAGAACAUUCCUAACGUUCUGCCGAGAAACUUGGCCCUUCCCUUUGUGGAAGUCUCUAGAACCUUGGGUCUACCCCCUAUCCUGGGGCACUCAGAUUUAGUCCUGAUGAACUGGAAGAAAAAGGAUCCAGAUGGACCACUGGAAAUCAGGAACCUGGAGACCAUUGUGUCUUUUCCGGGAGGUGAGAGCUUGAAGGGCUUUAUACUGGUCAUUCUUUCAGUGGAGAAGGCAGCAGUGCCUGGGAUUAAGGCAAUUGCUCAGGUCAUAAAUGCAGUUCUCCAAACCAGUGAAGAUGAUCUACUCCAGGCCUUGAAGCAGCUGAGAACAUCCAUUGCUGAGAUGACCAAAGCCUUGAGACAGAUGCAUGAUUAUGUAGAUCCAGCCAUAUUUUAUGCAGUCAUCCGGAUCUUUCUGUCUGGCUGGAAGGAUAACCCAGCUAUUCCAGAGGGGCUGAUAUAUGAAGGAGUCUCAGAAGAGCCUUUGAAAUAUUCUGGAGGAAGUACAGCUCAGAGCACAGUAUUUCAUGCAAUUGAUGAGUUACUAGGUGUUUGUCAUAGCAAGGAAAGCACAACCUUCUUGCACAGAAUGCGGGAAUACAUGCCUCCUUCCCAUAGGGCCUUCAUAGAGGAAAUCCACUCUGCCCCUCCACUGAGGGAGCACAUCUUGUCUUCUGGGAGCCAUCUGCUGCGUGAGGCCUAUAACCAGUGUGUGGAGGCCCUGGCAGAGCUGAGGAGCCAUCACAUCAACAUCGUGGCCAAGUAUCUCCUCACAGGGGCAGCCAAGGCCAAAGAUGGGGGUCUAGGCUACCUUGCAGGGCCACCUCAGGCACUUGCAGAGAGGGGGACAGGUGGGACAGCUGUCUUCAGUUUUCUGAAAAGUGUCAGGGACACAACCCUGGGAGGAAUCAUUGACCAAUGUGAUUGAUUUUGCCCCAACUUCUGCUAGUCCAAAGGAGAAGAGGAAGAAGGAUCUUUCCUCCCCUUUUCCUUUUUCUUUCUAGGUCCCACACUUGCCCCAUGCCCCUUUCCUCAAGUGUUUUGUCAAGAAUCCAGUGGGUAUAUUCCAAUAGAACCCUGUGUUCUGGGCUCCAUGAAACAUCCUGGUCUUCUGUGUUAAGAGCUGCUCCUAAUCAGAGGGAAGAAUUAGCAUUGCCCUUUGCCUAAGAUGAUGCUCUGUCUGGAUAGUGCUUAAGUAAUGGCAAAUGAUUGGAGACAUCCUCAUUUAUAAGUGUAUCAUGGACCAUGUCUACUUUGUGUUGUCUACACGACAAAUCUGCCCUCAGUUUAGUACUCCAAAACCAAAUAAAAUGCUGUGUGACUGC
Molecule: messenger RNA, 1777 nt
Organism: Dromiciops gliroides (monito del monte)
Lineage: Eukaryota; Metazoa; Chordata; Mammalia; Microbiotheria; Microbiotheriidae
Gene: IDO2
Product: indoleamine 2,3-dioxygenase 2
Exons: 10
Coding region: 121-1380 (419 amino acids)
Biological process (GO): 'de novo' NAD+ biosynthetic process from L-tryptophan
Cellular component (GO): cytoplasm
Molecular function (GO): L-tryptophan 2,3-dioxygenase activity; indoleamine 2,3-dioxygenase activity; metal ion binding
Source: RefSeq, a predicted model, not a curated record